Messenger RNA from Sordaria macrospora k-hell, 1029 nucleotides. RefSeq lists its product as uncharacterized. The record is from RefSeq and is a predicted model, not a curated record. Lineage: Eukaryota; Fungi; Ascomycota; Sordariomycetes; Sordariales; Sordariaceae.
AUGCCACCUCGUCUGAUUUUUGGAGCAGGGGGCAUUGGUACCACUGCCAAAAGCUUCACCUUCACAUGGGACACUCCCGAAAAAGUGUCGGAUCUUUUGUCGGUCUUGCAGGAGCUCAACAUCUUGGAGCUCGAUUCCGCCGCCGCCUACCCGCCGGGCAACAAAUGGAAUUCCGAGACGCUCUUGGGCCAAAGCAAAGCAGCUGAAAAGGGCUUCAUCGUUGACUCCAAGGUGAACGCUGAUCGUCCUCUGCCACACCUUGACGAAGAGCGCAUCAACGUCAGCAUCGGCCAGACCCUAGGCCUUCUCGGGGCUGACCGUGUGAGAGUUUACUAUGCUCAUGCGCCGGAUCCGAGUACACCUUUGGAGGAACAGGCUAGGGCUUUCGAUCUCCAGUAUAAGGCCGGCAAAUUUGAGAAGCUCGGACUUUGCAACUAUAACACCAAAGACAUGGAAGAGUUCUUCGCCAUCUGCGACGAGAAGGGCUACGUUAAGCCGUCGGUGUACCAGGGACAAUACAACGCUUUGCAACGGCACCCUGAGAAAAACCUGAUGCCGCUGUUGCGCAAGCAUAACUGCGCUUUCCAUGCCUACAGCCCGGUAGCUGGCGGUUUCCUCACAGGCAAAGUCACUUUUGCUCUCGGUGACCCCAAUUCCAAGGCGUUGGAGCGCACUCGAUGGAGAGGGGCGAGCGCCUUGCCCUUCGCCAUCGAUACAUACGAUGACCCGGCCAUGCACCAGGCGAUCUGGAAGCUGAAGGAGGCUUGUGAUGCCGUGUCACCGCAGAUACUGCUUCAGGAUGCUGCCUUGCGCUGGCUGAUGCACCAUUCGGCGCUGGCAGAAGGGGAUGGCAUCAUCUUUGGCGCGAAGACAAUCGACCAACUGCGGGCGAACGUGGCCGGGGCGAGAGCAGGGCCAUUGCCCGAUACAGUAAGGAAGACGGUGGACAGGCUUUGGGACUUGGUCAGGGAGAAGGAACAGGUGUGGCUGAACAUGUCAGACCAUCAAAGGUGGAAGUCAAAGGCGUAG